This is a messenger RNA of Leptomonas pyrrhocoris, 547 nucleotides long. RefSeq lists its product as hypothetical. Bases 125 to 547 code for a protein of 140 amino acids. The transcript has a single exon. The record is from RefSeq and is a predicted model, not a curated record. Lineage: Eukaryota; Euglenozoa; Kinetoplastea; Trypanosomatida; Trypanosomatidae.
AGGUUUUGAGUCGGCAACUCGGUUUUCCCUUCUCCCCUCCCUUCCAUUUUUUUCUUCUCUCUCUCUCUCUGCUUGCAGAGUCGUAUUACGUACUGCGUUCAGACAUCAUUUUUUAGAGUUAGCCAUGCGCCGUGCCACCUGCGCUGUGGCGGCGCACUACGCCAAGCCAGUCACCGCCCUCGCCUCCGUGCGCACCAUCAUCGCUGCCAAGGGUAUUGUAGAAAACCGCAUCACGAAGCAUUACACCAACCGCACCGUGGAGGAGUCCAAGGCGGAGCGGGCGGAGAGCACCAAGAAGCUCCUGCACCCCAACCCACGCAACCGCAAGGAUGAACUGAGUCACCUGACGCAGCAGUGCAGCUACGAGUACGUGCCGGAGUUUCAGCGGUGGGCCAAUGAUAUGAUGGCGGUGUAUAGCGACCCGCAGGGCUACGGGCAUGACAUGGCCUAUCACUACCACCGUAUCUGGAAGGCGAAGAGCUUGACGCGCCGUGGUGUCGAAGACGGCAGCGGUGCGGUUGAUAUUUGCCGUGUCCAUCCUCAUUAA